AUGCGUGUUUCCAUUAAAGUAUCUACGAAGUUUUUAUAUUUGCUUAUCCUUAUAGAACUUUUACCAUUUACGUAUGGGGUCACGGAGCUCUCUUUCACGUCAGUUCACUUUCGUUCUAGUCCACGUUACCUUUCCAAUUUCACAAUCGAAAUCAUCAAUGGCACGAUUUACACCGAUUUUGACCUCAUUCGACGUUUGGUGCCUGGCCUUCGUUGUCGCUUGGAAUUUCAAUUACGCCUCGCUAAUGCCAAGUCUUAUCAGCCACUUUUUCACUUUGAUAUCGACGUUUGUAGCACCAUAGUAGCGCUCAAGGAUCACUUGCUAAAGAGUUGGUAUAAGAGCAUUUUGAAAUAUGGCAAUUUUAUGGAGAAUUGUCCAAUCAGCACAGAUCAUUAUUACAUGAAAGGUUGGAAGCUGCAGCAAGCAUUAAUACCUAAAUAUCUCUAUCCCGGUGAUUAUAAGAUUGUUGCAUUUUUCUAUUUUGGCCAGUACAAAAAGCUGGCAAUGAUGUUCGUUCUGGAGCUUGAGCUGGAGGCUACAGUGGUGUAA
Molecule: messenger RNA, 549 nt
Organism: Anastrepha obliqua
Lineage: Eukaryota; Metazoa; Arthropoda; Insecta; Diptera; Tephritidae
Exons: 2
Coding region: 1-549 (182 amino acids)
Source: RefSeq, a predicted model, not a curated record